This is a messenger RNA of Rhodamnia argentea, 1005 nucleotides long. RefSeq names its product abscisic acid receptor PYL2. NCBI's taxonomy places the organism in Eukaryota, Viridiplantae, Streptophyta, Magnoliopsida, Myrtales, Myrtaceae. The transcript has a single exon. Gene Ontology annotation, molecular function: signaling receptor activity; protein phosphatase inhibitor activity; abscisic acid binding. The record is from RefSeq and is a predicted model, not a curated record. The coding region runs from base 181 to 777 and encodes 198 amino acids. Gene Ontology annotation, cellular component: cytoplasm; nucleus. Gene Ontology annotation, biological process: abscisic acid-activated signaling pathway.
AAAGGUUUUUGUUUUCUUCCUCUUCGUUCGUCUUCUUCCUCCGUCUGUCCUCUGUUCUUGCAUGCUGAGUCUUGUUUUGCUCCGAUCUCACGCCGAGCAUAGCUGAGAAGCGCAAGCGAGGCGUGCGGGAAGGGAGCUGACGAGCGGAUAGAGGGAGAGGGAGGCGAUAAAGAUCCGAAUAUGGAGCCGAGUCGGGGCCGGAACCCGAACCCCAACCCGCCUCAAGGGCUAACGUCGGAUGAGCUUGCGGAGCUCGACUCCGUCAUCCGGACUUACCACAGGUUCGAGCCCUCGCCGAACACGUGCACGUCCCUCAUCACGCAGAAGAUCGAGGCCCCCGCCCGGCACGUCUGGCCCUUGGUCCGCAGCUUCGACAACCCGCAGCGGUACAAGCACUUUAUCAAGAGCUGCCACGUGCGGGGCAGCGGAGACGGCUGCGUGCGCGUUGGGUCCGUGAGGGACGUCACGGUCGUGUCGGGCCUCCCGGCGUCGACGAGCACCGAGCAGCUCGAGAUCCUGGAUGACGAGCAUCACAUCCUGAGCUUCCGGGUAGUCGGGGGCGUGCACCGUCUGAAGAAUUACCGGUCGGUGACAUCGGUGAACGAGUUCGAGAGGGAAGGGAAGGUGUACACGGUGGUGCUGGAGUCGUAUGUCGUGGACAUUCCCGAGGGCAACACCGGCGAAGAUACGAAGAUGUUCGCCGACACCGUCAUAAAGCUGAAUCUCGAGAAGCUUGGGGUUGUGUCCGUGGCUUCUAUGCAUGGAGGGCACGGUUGAUCUUUCUUGCCGUCGGCUACAUUUGGCUCGCGACGACGAGACCGCCAAUUUAUUAGGUGAAAUUCUUGUGUAGACCCGAUUCGGUUCGCUAAUAGGGGUUUUUUCUUCUUCCUUUUUUGGUGACUGAAACCGCCAUGAUUAAUUCGGGUACAUGUGAGGCUUACUUGCUUCCAUGCGAAGUAUAAAUGUUUGCUUAAGAAGGAGAGACCUAAGCAAUGUAUGCUAGCA